Prorocentrum cordatum is the source of this 1423-nucleotide messenger RNA. NCBI's taxonomy places the organism in Eukaryota, Dinophyceae, Prorocentrales, Prorocentraceae. The record is from the annotation of a GenBank genome assembly.
GCAGGUGGUGCACGCGAUGGACCUGCGGCAGCGGGGCAGCGUGGACAUGGUGGAGUGGAUCCACUACUGGGCCCUCGAGAGGGACCAGUGCUCCUACCACCAGGGCAGGGAGCUCAACGAGAAGCUGAAGGAGGCCCUGCUGAGGGACGACAAGAUGCACUUCGAGACGGCUCUGAGGGAGGACGCCCUGGACCCCGAGCAGAACCCGCCGGGCGGCGCAGGCGACCGCAGGCAGGAGAUGGACGGCCUGUCCCUCGCUGGGCUGAUCCGGGCCUGCCGGCGGAUCCUGAGGAGCAGCCCUGGCGGUGCAGGAGAUUCUGACUUCGCGGAGGCGCGCUGGGCCUCGGAGGUGCUCUGCAAGCAGCGGAGCCGAAGCGACGACAUGGACGACGACGUGUGCCUGAGCUACUUCGACUUCCUGAACGUGAUGCUCGGCAGGAAACAGUUCCCGGUCUCGCUGUGGAUGUACGACAUAUCCAACGGCUACGCCAGGGCCUGGUCCUGGCUGCUGCUGGGUCAGUCGAUGGAGGGCGUCUGGCACUCGGCGGUGACCGUGGACUGGCCGCACAGGAGUGCGGAGUUUUGGUUUGGCGGAAGCCUCUUCCAGUCGGUGCCAGGUACCACGCCCUUCGGCCAGCCAGUCGAGAGGAGGGUACUCGGCUACACCUACAAGCUCGAGCGGGAGGUCUGGGACCACCUGAGCCGACACCUGGCGACCGAGUUCACCACGGAGAAGUACGACGUCCUGACCCACAACUGCAACCACUUCUGCGACAAGCUCGCCCUCUUCCUGUGCAACGGCCACAUCCCCCCAGAGGCUUGCGCGCCGCUCCCCGCCGAGGCGCCGAAGGCCAUCGCGGCCAAGCCGCUCGUUCGGAUGCUCCGGCCGCUACUGAACAGGUGGCUGGGCAACUUCGAUGCCGCCAGCGGCCGGCAGACGACUGACGGCGGCAGGGCCGGUCGGGAGCUCUGGGAGGACGUGUGGCCCGGGGCCGUGGUCGAAUUCUCGCUGGUGGAGCUCGGCAGGCCCAUGGUCGGGCAGGUGACGAGAACCACCACCACUCAGUGCACCCUGCGCUGCCUGGAGUUCUGGACUGGCGCUGCUACCUACAGGACCGUGCCCAGCGCCCUGGUCAUCCGAGUCCUCCAGCGGGCGCCCACGAACGGCCUCCGGCAGAGGCAGCCCACGUCGAGCUUCGGGUGCGGCCUGGCGGGCUGCUCGCGCGGGUGCGUGCCCGCGCGGCAGGGCCUGCUCUCCGCGAUCCGCCGCGGCCCCGCGGGCGCGGACCGCCGGGCCCCGCCGGCGGAGGUUGCCAGCUUGGCAGUCAGCGAGGCAGCCAGCUUAGCUGCCGACGAGGCAGCCAACAAGGCAGCCAGGAAGGCAGCCAACGAGGCAGCUGCCGAGGAAGGGGGGAAAGUAUAG